UCUGCUGCACUGCUCUUUCUCUCUGCGGAAUGCGCACUGCACUGGUGGGUGGGCUUUACAGAGGGAGCGAGACAACUUGUGCUGCUUGCAAACAGUGACGAGAUCUACUAGUCCUAGCUUGAGUGCUCAGGUUUCGGUAGAGUGCCUUGGGAAUCGCUUUUACCCACCGCAUUAGUUUUUCAUUUAAAAAAAGUAUUUCCAUUGAGACUUAAAAGAUCGUUUUAACCCUUUCUCCAGACUUUUCAAGUGUUUAUUAGCUCUCAUCUCCUGCAUUUUAUUACUCUCAAAGAGAGUGUCCGCCCCGAGGCGUUUGACUCUGUGAGUGCACAUUUAUUUCGUCCAGGACCUCAGACAUAAAAAUGGCAAAGGAUGGUAAGAAGAGCGAAUGGAAAGAGUUCAUCUGGAACCCGAGCACUCGUGAGUUCUGCGGGAGGACGGCUAGCAGUUGGGGUUUGAUCCUGUUGUUUUACCUGGCAUUCUACAUUUUCCUGGCUGGCCUAUUUGCUCUUACCAUGUAUGUAAUGCUGCAGACACUCGAUGACCACAAACCAACAUACCAGGACAGACUUGCAACUCCAGGGAUGAUGAUCAGACCUAAAGGAGAGCAACUGGAGAUCUCUUACACGGUAGAGUACACAGAGACCUGGGAAAGAUAUGUCCAGGCCCUCAAUAACUUUCUUUCACCCUACAAUGACUCAGUCCAGGUCCAGAAGAAUUAUGAUUGUAAACCAGAUCAGUACUUUAUCCAGGAGGAUAGUGGCAGUUUGAGAAACUUCCCCAAACGCUCCUGCCAAUUCAAACGCUCCAUCCUGGAUGAGUGCUCGGGUAUUACAAAUCGUUACUAUGGUUACAACUUGGGCCAGCCCUGCAUCAUUAUCAAGCUGAACCGAGUGAUUGGUCUGUUACCCAGUCAGGAUAGACAGGCUCCUUUCGUCACAUGUGGUGCUAAGAAAUACAAAGUUGGGAAAGAUGAGUGGGCUGAUGACACAGAUAAACUCGGCCAACUGGUGUACUUUCCCCCCAAUGGCACCUUCAACCUCAUGUACUACCCAUUCUAUGGCAAGAAGGCUCAGGUAAACUACUCUCAGCCUCUAGUGGCCAUUAAGUUCCUCAACAUCACCAAGAAUGAGGACGUCAACGUGGAGUGCAAAAUAAAUGCUAACAACAUUCCUGAGGGCACUGACCGAGACAAGUUUGCAGGACGCGUUUCCUUCAAACUGAGGAUCAACUCCAGGGAUUAACAAGAAGAAAGUGUGUUUCCUAAUUUUACACAGACACACACAUGCACACACACAUCCUCCCAAUCUAACAGAGUUUAUGACUAUGGCACAGCGAGACAUAGGCCAGACAUAGCAGUGUUCAGCCUAGACAGAACAAAGAAAAACGGUUCUGUAUUUUUCUGCAACAGUUUUCUGUUUUUGUACAUAAGUGUUUGUGUGUGUGUUUUUGCAUGUGUGAUUUGGGAUAUAAUUUAUUUUCUGAAAUACAAAGUUUAAUUGCAUGCUCAGCUAAGGGAGCUAUUAAUUAAAAAUAAUAUCCUAUAUUAAAAUAAUAUUAAGAAUAAAUUGAUAUAAUUUUGUAAAAUGGAGAACAAGUAUAUAAUACAGUUUAUCUGUAUCAAUUUAGGAGACAGAGUAAUUUUAAAAAUGAUUCCAUUUCAUUUCAGAGCAGCUGUCUGAGUUAAAAGGGGUAGUUUACCAAAAAACAAAAAUUCUGUCAUCAUUUACUCACCUUCAUGUUGUUCCAAACCCACAUGACUUUCUUUCUUUUGUGAAAUACAAAAGAGAUGUUGAGCAGAAUGUUAAGGAAUUACAGCCUCAGUCCCAAUUUUUCAUACAAUGAAAGUGAAGGGAGACUUAGACUGUCAGUCCCUAAAAUUCUGCCUGACAUAUUUAUUUAUUUGCUUUAGGUUUGGAAUAACAUGAUGGUUAGUAAAUGAUGACAGAAAUUUCAUUUUUCAAGAAUAGUCCCUUUAAUGUGCUAGGAUGGCAUGAUCUUGUGUGUUUGGAGCAUAUCUUAAUGCUGGGGAUUUUUUCGUUUUGUUUUGUUUGCAAGAGUGGGGUUGAAAUUCUGUGUCUUUAUUACUGAAGAGGAUAUUUUAUACCAACAUGUAGAUAAAACAGUGCAUGAUAAACAUAAGCUCUUCAACACACACACAAAUACACAUAGAUGUGUAAACAUUCGGAGAGUCAGACAAGCACCUGCACACUGAUACAUUCACAAUCAUUCCUGCAUUUCUUUCAGACUGUACUAUUAUAUGAUGAAUUGUAUCACAUGCUUCAUUUAUCAUGAGGCAUGUCUAUUUAAGAUUGUUUAUAUGUAUAAAUAGGUCUUUUUUAGUAUUUUUCUUUCUUUUUUAAAAUGUUUAGUCCUAUCUGUCUUACAUGGUAAGGGGUUAAGAUAUUUUACAUUAAUUUGCAUCGGCUGUGACAGCAGGCAUGGGUUCGGUUCCGCAAAAUGGGUAAAAAUGUUUGUUUGGGAUGUGUGUGUGAAACUAUGUGUGUGGAUUCCUGCUUGUGCAUGUGUGUUUGGUUUGGUUUGAUUUUUAUUUAAUUCCUUUUUUCAUGUUAAACAUCUUUGUGCACAAUUUAUUUUCUGAGUACUUUUUCAUUUUGUUGUAAGUGACUCUAAGCAUAACCAUAGAAACAGAUAGUGAGAGCAGGAACAGCAGGUUUAUGUUUCUGCUGAUAAGGGAGACAAAAGUGAAGCCAAACCAGGCCUCACCCUGCAUGAGUCAAUAAAGUAAAAACAACGUCACCCACUUCAUUUCUCUUCAUUUUUAUGUCAUCUCUGUCUUUUGUAUUUCCUUAAACACAUAACCUUCUUAACUGAGGACAUGCUCUCACCUCCAUGUAGAUGGUGUGUCAUAUACUGUAUGUAGAGCUCCAUGGCCUGAGGUUGUUUCAGGUCUACUGUCAUGCAGAGAACUGAUCACCCAUAACUAUGUACACACUGCUGCUCUGUGUCAUACAGUAUAGCCCCUCUGACAUGAAUCUGCCCAAGUGUGUACACUUCCUCUGAUACCCUAAUCCUUUAAUCUCAUUGGAUAAUCCUGCAUAGGGUAUGGUACUUUACAACAUUUGCCCAACCCAACCAACCAUCCAUCCAUCCAUCUGAUUAUUACAUUCACAUCCAUUCAAGGAGAUAAAAUUAAGUGAACUAAUUUACUGAGAAAUAUUCCAUUUAGCAUCAAAAUGCAUUAUCGAUACAUUAAAUCACAUGUAUGUGUGUCUGUGAUGAAAGUGACCUCCGGUGUCUGAAUAUUGCAUAUUUUGUGUGUGCGUGUGCGUGCGUGCGCGCAGUGCAGUGCAGUUGUUAUCUGAUCCAGCAGAGCAGAGGAUGGUUCAAACCUACAAAAUUAAAUAUUCAUUUACCUCAAGCUCCAGAUCACAUGUCAUUCACUCAACUUUACAAUAGUUCACUUCACUCAAAAAACAGAAAUUAACACAGGGUCCGAUAUUAACAGGGGCUCAAGGCAAAAAUGGCACAGAAAGUGCAAAAAUGCCCCCAUAAUGAAUUCCUUUGUGUUUUAUUUGUGACAUCUGAUAUAAUAUUAGUAUAUCAUUAUUAUAAGAUAUAAUUACGCAUAUGAAUAUUAUGUUAAUACAUUGAUAACAUAUACAGUAGGUAUUUAAUAUAAAAGGAUGACACACAGUAUUUUUAUAUGAU
Messenger RNA from Myxocyprinus asiaticus (Chinese sucker), 3669 nucleotides. RefSeq names its product sodium/potassium-transporting ATPase subunit beta-2-like. Gene Ontology annotation, biological process: sodium ion export across plasma membrane; potassium ion import across plasma membrane; intracellular potassium ion homeostasis. The transcript has 8 exons. Lineage: Eukaryota; Metazoa; Chordata; Actinopteri; Cypriniformes; Catostomidae. The record is from RefSeq and is a predicted model, not a curated record. The coding region runs from base 360 to 1241 and encodes 293 amino acids. Gene Ontology annotation, cellular component: sodium:potassium-exchanging ATPase complex. Gene Ontology annotation, molecular function: ATPase activator activity.